CGCAUACAGUGUCUGCCACGAGAUGCGGUUCCCAACCAAUUCUAAACGUUGACGUGGCUCAAAAAGACUGGUGGACUGCGUCAGCACGCAGGUCAUCACUGUUUCGGUGAGAUUGAGGAUGUCGGGCCAAACACAAGCAGUCGAAGCGUUGUCGUCAACUGCUGUUGAAGCCGGCAACACUCGCGCCAUUAAUCCGAUCGUUCGAAUAUCCGAAAGCAUAUCUUUCAUGGGAUUCGUAUCCUCCGAAUGUUCUUUUUAUUCCCAUCUCUGGGCUUCAUGAUAUAUAACGCUCAAGUAAAUUUCAUUGGGAGAGUACUCCUCUCAAUGAUUAUGCCAAUGUCCUUCUACAAAUCUUCCUCUAGCAAAAACCCGUUUCUGCUUCCAUUCUAUAGGCUCCACAUUGAUCAUCAUCAGAAUAAGGGAACGAGCUAUAGUUAGCUUGGUCUACAAGGCCCAUAACUCGUGGGUUUUGCUAGGAAACAAUGGCCAUGGAGAGCCCUGCCCCGCCGUCUAAUGUUGUCAUCGCAUUCGAUGCCACCAGGUAUUACAGCCAAGAUGAACUUAAUCUCGCCAUUGAAGGCGUGAAACUGGCUGGUGGCAUUCUCCGUGGAGGCGACACGCUUCUAAUGCUAGGAGUCCUCCAUAAGGUCCUGCACCCCUUGGGUUACCAACUCAGAGCUUGCCCUGAGUCUUUGACUGGAACGAGUAUUCGUGCAAUGGAGGAAGAAGUUUCAAAGAAAGUUGAUUUGUAUGUGAAUAUGCUCCAGAAAAGUGCUGAGAAGUGUGAAGAUCAAGGGGUCAGAAUUGAAGUCCAAAUUACUGCUGGCUUUCCCAUUAAGCAGGUUAUUGUACAAGAAGUAGCAGCCUGUAAAGCAAGUUGGGUUAUACUCGAGAGGCACCUUAGACGGGAUUUAACGUUUUACCUUAAACAGAUAUCUUGCAAGAUUGCGUUAAUACAAGAUAGCUUUUCUGUGGAUGUUUUGAAACUUCAUAGUACAGUUGAUACAGAUGAUAUAGAACACAAGCCGUUCUAUACCCUGUCCAAGCCUGUUCCGCUAUCAAAUGGUCAAGGUAGCGAAAAUAUGGAAGUGUCUGUUAUGUCCUGCGGAAGCUACCCCUUUUCCUACAGUUCUCAGGAAAACUCUAUAAUGUUUAAGAGCAACUUGAUUCCUUCAUCUUCAUACAGGUCACAAGAGCAUAAAUCCUCACUGGAUAUUCGGCCUUCCAAUAAACAAAAAGAAUCAGGUAUACACACCCAAGGAGAAAAUAGAUAUACCAGUGCUUCUCAAAUUGUCCAAAAGCAACGUAAAAAUGUCUUCCAUCAAGGAUCCUUGGACGCCCCUAUUCUCUGUGCUGCUUGUGGGACAAGGACUGACUUGUAUCUCAAGGAUUCUAUGAGAUUUAGUUUCUCUCAGAUUCAGCUUGCAACAAAUGAAUUUUCAGAGAAGAACUUAUUAGGAGAAGGUGGAUAUGGACAUGUAUAUAUGGGUGAACUUAAAGAUGGACAGCUCAUUGCAGCGAAGGUACGUAAAGAAGAAAGUCAACAAGGGUUUGCUGAGUUUCAUUCCGAGGUAUAUGUCUUAAAUUUUGCACGGCAUAAGAACAUUGUGAUGCUGUUGGGUUAUUGUUGCAAGGAAAACCAAAAUAUUUUGGUGUACGAGUAUAUCUGCAAUAAGUCUCUUGAUUGGCACUUGUUCGAUAAACAAGCAAGUGUUCUUGAGUGGCACCAAAGAUUUGCUAUUGCCAUCGGAAUUGCAAAAGGAUUGCGUUUUCUUCAUGAAGAAUGCCGUGGAGGUCCUAUAAUUCACAGGGACUUGCGACCAAGCAAUAUACUGCUCACACACGAAUUUGUUCCCAUGCUAGCUGACUUUGGCCUUGCCAAAUGGAAAACAAGCGACGAUCCUGUAUAUACACGGAUACUUGGCACAUUAGGCUACCUUGCACCAGAGUAUGCAGAGGAUGGUAUUGUUUCUGUUCGAACAGAUGUCUAUUCAUUUGGCAUUGUUCUGUUACAACUGAUAUCCGGACGCAAAGCAUUCAAUGUAGAUAAAGAAGAGCAACAACAACCUCUGCGACAAUGGGCAGAACCACUGAUUCAAAGGCUUGCAUUACAUGAGCUCAUUGAUCGUCGUCUUGAAGAGUUAUAUGACACUUAUGAGUUGUACAUCAUGGCUAAAACCGCUUACUUAUGUGUGCAAAGAAGCGCUGAAAUGCGGCCAUCAAUGGGAGAGGUUGUACGCCUUCUUGAUGUGGGAAAUGAUCAUUUCCAGAACUUAAGAGCGCAGGUUGUACCUCAAUAUACAAAGUGAAGAAGAAGAUGAAACUUUAUUUUCAUGUUACAGAUGGCAUUGCUUUUUCUGUUUUUCCUAUUGGUGCUCUUAGCUUUUUAUACUUUUUCUAUUUUUCUUGUUUUUAUGGGUCACUGUCUCGGUUUCUCCUGAUUUUGGACAAAGGAGACCGAGACUGCUUAUAUAGAUUUGAACGUUGAAUAUAGCAAAGCAUGGCUUGGACAAAUGGUAAGUUUCUCUGUUUUAUGCCUUAUCUAAGAUUCUAAGAAUAAGUUUGUGGGUUAUCUGUUGUUUCCCCGAACUGUGCAGCUCUUUGGUGUGCUAGUUAGUUUAGUUUUCUUUCUAGUUUCUGGUUUUGGGAGACUUGUGGCUGGUCUCCCCUUUGUAUUUUUUAUUUUUCGUUUCUAUAAACUGUUUAUUCAUCCAAAAAAGAAGAAUAAAUGUCCUUUUUAUCUAAUAGGAGGAUCUGAAAUCAGCAACUUUCACCCCUUUUUUGGAGUAAUCAAAAUUGUAUAGCUCAUUUAGUCACCAAUGAGAUACGUGAAUAUUCUACAGCACAGAAUCUAAUAUGCUUUCUAUGACUUUCAAUUGUUGCAUUGCAUUACUAGAUUCUUCACUCAGUUAGAUCAUACAAGAAAUUUACAGCUUCCUCCGCCA
Molecule: messenger RNA, 2945 nt
Organism: Alnus glutinosa
Lineage: Eukaryota; Viridiplantae; Streptophyta; Magnoliopsida; Fagales; Betulaceae
Product: probable serine/threonine-protein kinase PBL8
Exons: 10
Coding region: 483-2309 (608 amino acids)
Biological process (GO): protein phosphorylation
Molecular function (GO): ATP binding; protein tyrosine kinase activity
Source: RefSeq, a predicted model, not a curated record